AUGGCCGUCUCGGACAAGUUCGACGUCGUCGGGAACGACGACGACGACGACGACUUCUCGCCGCAACCGAUUUGGCAAGGAUCAAACGGUGGCACACCAUCGGAAGCCGGUAGAGGGAAUACGAUGCCACCGGCUAGACCGACCUCGCGCUCUGCAUCAUCGCUGUCGCCAAAUUCUAGUGAUCCGGAUCGCCGACUGAGACGACAAAUCGCUAACUGCAAUGAGCGACGCCGUAUGCAAUCCAUAAAUGCUGGAUUCCAAUCCUUACGAGCUUUGCUGCCACGAAAGGAAGGUGAGAAGUUAUCAAAAGCAGCCAUACUACAACACACUGCAGACCUUAUUCAACAACUUCAAAGCGAGCGCUCUCGUUACGCGGAUAAAGAUGAAGUUGGUGGAAAGAAACCAAAAGUCGAAAGUAGGUUUUUGUUUUUUAAGUUAAUUCCUCUAAGCUUUUAUUUCCUACAAAAAUUUUCUAACGGAUUUUGUUACUAA
Haemonchus placei is the source of this 492-nucleotide messenger RNA. NCBI's taxonomy places the organism in Eukaryota, Metazoa, Nematoda, Chromadorea, Rhabditida, Trichostrongylidae. The record is from the annotation of a GenBank genome assembly.